This is a messenger RNA of Macrosiphum euphorbiae (potato aphid), 723 nucleotides long. The record is from the annotation of a GenBank genome assembly. NCBI's taxonomy places the organism in Eukaryota, Metazoa, Arthropoda, Insecta, Hemiptera, Aphididae.
AUGAGAUUUCGAAUAAUAGGAUAUACACACAUUCAAUUGAACAGCGUUCCCACUGUUUUACUGAGGCUGUGGGGACGUGCCGGGAUUGCUCCUGAUCGCGUCGAUACUUUCAUGAGAUAUGGCAUUACAGGAGUCGAUAAAUGUAUUCUAUGUCAGAUAUGUGUGAUGUCAAGUUGUGAAAUAGUAUUUAAGCCUGCCGGUAGAUGGCUUGAGGUAAUUUUGGACAUAUUCCCGCGAAAUAAGCAUGUUACAUCGGCGCAAGAGUUAAUCGACGCCUCUUAUGGGUUCUCAGGUGAAAUAUUGGACUUCGGACAUCAGAUAGCUUACCGUCCAAGAGCUUCUAGCGUUACACGUGAUGGUCUAUUGAUGGCGCGUGUUUUAAGAUGGGGCUAUAGGUUGUAUAGGGCUAUUGUUAAUGACUGUACCGAAGAAUUGAAGAUCGAGACAAAAGAUAUAUUUUUAUAUAGUGUGAAAGCGGCGAAGUGGAAUAGCGAUUCUUUGAUGACUUUGUGUCGUUGUUACCUUUUACAUUCCGGACAAUUAGAUUUAUUAGGGGUGGGAACAAAUUCAACUGUAUAUUUACAUUAUUCCGAUAAAUUUCACGAUUAUAUGAUGGCGAACAAACAAUUUGAUCAUUAUAAUAUAUAUAACCUUACUAUACAAUGGUACCAGAUUCAUAACAUUAAAUAUCCUAGGGUGACGAACGGCACGGUACCUCCUUGA